Setaria italica (foxtail millet) is the source of this 1098-nucleotide messenger RNA. Its product is annotated as protein TOC75, chloroplastic. The record is from RefSeq and is a predicted model, not a curated record. Gene Ontology annotation, cellular component: chloroplast outer membrane. NCBI's taxonomy places the organism in Eukaryota, Viridiplantae, Streptophyta, Magnoliopsida, Poales, Poaceae. Gene Ontology annotation, biological process: protein import into chloroplast stroma; chloroplast organization.
AUGACAAGCGCAAAAGGACAUUGGAGCAUAGUGCCAGGGGAUCAAGGGCAACCAACUCUUGCAUCCAUCAAACCUGGAGGAACUGUGUCGUUUGGGCACCGCAACAUCUCUGGUUUGAACAGGCCUCUCGCGAGUUCAAUUGCAUCCACUACAAUACUUGAUGAUCUCUCGUUCAAUUUUGAGUAUGAGCACCCUUAUGUGGAUGGUGUGGAGAACUUUAGUAGAAACCGCACCUUCAAAACUAGCUUCUUCAACACCAGGAAAUUAAGUCCUAUCUUUGUUGCUGGUCCCAGCAUGGAUGCAGCUCCGCCGAUAUGGAUUGACAGAGUUGGACUAAAAGUCAAUAUAACAGAGAAAUUCACAAAGCCGAGCAAAUUUACAUAUGGCCUCGUGUUAGAAGAGAUUACAGCACGCGAUGAAAAGAACAACAUAUGUACAAAUGGUUCUUGAAUAUUGCCUAACGGCGCCUUAAGGAUGGAUGGACCUCCCACAACCUUCAGUGGUACUGGUGUAGAUCGAAUGGCAUUUCUACAAGCUAAUAUGACUCGAGAUAAUACAGAGUUUGUAAAUGGUGCGACUAUUGGGGACAGAUGUAUAUUCCAGGUGGACCAAAGUCUGGGAAUUGGAAGUGAAAACCCGCUGUUCAACCGUCAUCAGCUUUCUGUGACAAAGUUCAUAAAUUUGAACAAGCAGGAGAAAGGUCCUGGCAAGCCACCACCAGCUGUUUUGGCCCUUCAUUGUCGUUACGCAGGUUGUGUAGGAGAUCUUCCAAGCUAUGAUGCAUUUGCACUUGGAGGACCUCAUUCAGUUAGGGGCUACAGUAUGGGGGAACUGGGUGCAGCCAGGAAUCUCCUUGAGGUUGCCACCGAGUUACGCAUUCCUGUCACUGUGAUGGACAAACAAGCAACGGCUUACGCAUUUGCUGAUCAUGGCACUGACCUCGGUAGCUCCAAGGAUGUGAAAGGAAACCCAACAGAGUUGUUCCAACGGUCCUCCUAUGGCGUUAGCAUCAAGUUUGGCGCGGUAAGAGCAGAGUUCACUAUGGAUGACAAUAUUGGUACUGGAGCAUUCUCGUUGGGAUUUGGCGAGAGAUUCUGA